Messenger RNA from Actinia tenebrosa (Australian red waratah sea anemone), 1076 nucleotides. Its product is annotated as programmed cell death protein 10. Gene Ontology annotation, molecular function: protein kinase binding. The record is from RefSeq and is a predicted model, not a curated record. Gene Ontology annotation, cellular component: FAR/SIP/STRIPAK complex; membrane. Gene Ontology annotation, biological process: regulation of Golgi organization; vesicle-mediated transport; positive regulation of MAP kinase activity. NCBI's taxonomy places the organism in Eukaryota, Metazoa, Cnidaria, Anthozoa, Actiniaria, Actiniidae.
GGGUUAAGUCAUAGGCCUGGUAGCCAGGUCAACAAGAAGUGCUCGAUGGCGUUGUAAGAAAAAAAUAUUGAUUUUAAAACCCAGUUUUCUUCGUACAAACCCUUACAACACUGUAAAAAAUGGCAUCAGAGGCUGUAGAAGGAACCAUUAUACCGAACUUGGCUCUAAGUGUUGUGAUACGACCCGUUAUUGACGAGAUGUUGGCGGAAUACCAAGAUGCCGAAGCAAUACAGAAAAUCAGGAAAGCUUUUCAAAAGGCAGAAAUGGAAAACCCUGGAAUAACACAGGAAAUAGUCAGUGGUAUCUUGACAAAAGAGUCUCUGAAAGUGAAUAUGAAUGAAACCCUUCUUAGCUGUGCAGCAUAUGAAUCAGAUGAAUACAUGACGACAAGACAGGAAAAAGAGUUCGUAAAAUUGACCAAACAAGCAAAAGCAUUGAAGACAAUUUUGUCAAAGAUACCAGCAGAAAUCUAUGAUAGAUCUAAAUUUCUGCAAACAAUCAAGGAUAUUGCUAGUGCUAUUAAAGAUCUUCUUGAUGCUGUCAAUGAAGUGUUGAAGAAUUGUCAAAAUGUCGGCAAGAUGCCACAAUACAAAAAGGUGCUGGAGCACAACAAAAAGGAGUUUGUGAAGUACUCCAAGAGCUUUAGUGACACUCUAAAACAGUACUUUAAGGAUGCAAAGGCUGAUGCUGUGUAUGUUAGUGCAAACCGUCUCAUCAAUCAAACAAACAACAUUCUCUACACAUUUAAGCUGGCUGGAGGAGGGUAGAGUUCUGACUUAGUAGUAACAUUGAUCUCAAGCAUGAUAUCACUGGAGAAUCCACAUGAGCACUUGAAUGUAAAUAAAUACUAGUAAUGUUAUACUCUCAUGGAUUACAUGUAGAUAAGCAUGCCAUGGAAUAUCCCACAAGUCACUUUUGGUGAUUGUGUACAUGUAUAUUAUAAUACUCUCUACAAAAUUACUUGAUUGUGAUUGGACAAGAGGAGUACAAUUAUAUCCCAACUUGUACUCUGUAGAGUCCCAGUGUAAGUUGCUCAAAUUUGUUGAGUGUAUUAUAAACAAAAAAUCGCACAAUUA